UAUCAACUAAUUUGGGUUAUUUUUCGUUUACUAAAAAUAUAGAUGAAUACAUGUAGGCCAAGAUUUAUGAAGAAAGAUUAUUUAUUUGCAAAAUUUUAUAAGAAAAAUUAUUUUUUUUCAAAAUUUUGGGAUUUUUUCAUUUAUUGUAGCAAAAAAAUGAAAAUCCCAGUGGUGAAUUAAUACCACCAAAAUAAAGUUGUAUCUGUCUCAAAAGAAUGCUAAAAAAUUCAUAUGGGUACAGUGUUGCAUGACUGCGCAACUGUCAUAUUAAGUGUGAUAGCACUGAAAGCUGAAAAUUGGCCUGGACAGGAAGGGGUAAAAGUGUCCGCACUUGAAGUGGUUAA
Molecule: messenger RNA, 344 nt
Organism: Staurois parvus
Lineage: Eukaryota; Metazoa; Chordata; Amphibia; Anura; Ranidae
Source: the annotation of a GenBank genome assembly